Messenger RNA from Vicia villosa (hairy vetch), 1614 nucleotides. Its product is annotated as lysM domain receptor-like kinase 3. Gene Ontology annotation, biological process: protein phosphorylation. The transcript has a single exon. NCBI's taxonomy places the organism in Eukaryota, Viridiplantae, Streptophyta, Magnoliopsida, Fabales, Fabaceae. The record is from RefSeq and is a predicted model, not a curated record. Gene Ontology annotation, molecular function: protein kinase activity; ATP binding. Bases 259 to 1497 code for a protein of 412 amino acids.
UGGGUGUAUUUUUUUAUAACCAAAAAUCGAUAUUUAAUUUUCUUCAAUUUUUACUGAAAAUUUUAGAUGGAGACAGUUAGCUGAAAUAAACGGACGCCACGUGUGACCCACCGUCAUUGACGCAAUUAUUUAUUUAUUACCCGACCAAGACGUAACUGAAGACACAGAAGAAAAGACCAACCUACUUUUACUUGUUCUUUCCAUGAUCCUAUGAAGAUUAUUGAAAAAUAAACUAAUGAGUCACAAAUUCUUACUUCGAUGUGCAAAUCUAAAAAGAGCACCACCGUGGUGCAACCCACAAACAGAAACCCUAGACGAACUUCAUCUUCUCCUUCGUCUUCGAAUUUUCUAUCUUCCAACAGUGAAGUUCCAAUCACAGAAUCAAGAAGCUACGUAUACGGUGGAAAAGAUAAAGAAUGGUCCAAAACCUCUUCUUCUUCCGUUUCUAGCCACGCUUCGCUUGCAAGCCUCAAACACAAUCUUCCAGAAAACCCUCACAUAUACCCUUUCUCUGAGAUCUCAACCGCCACCGCUAACUUCUCCGCCAACCGUCUCUCAUCCAACUCCUUCCGCUGUUCGCUACGUGAUCGGGAGGUUGUUGUUUUCCAGCGGAAAUUCCGCCGUCAGUUAGACCUUCCGGAGCUUCGUGACCGUCUCGCGAUUAUCUGCCGGAGCCAUCAUAGUAGUCUUGUUAAACUCCUCGGAGCUUCUGUUUCUGGUAACUGCAUUUACCUCGUUUAUGAAUUUGUUCCCGGUGCUAACCUUUCUGAUUGCCUUCGAAAUCGCCGGAACCCUAGCUUCACCAGUCUCUCCACGUGGACCUCACGGAUGCGAGUCGCCUCCGAUCUUGCUCACGGUCUUGAUUAUGUCCACAAUUCCUCCGGUUCGGGUUCUGGUUUCGUUCACAACCACAUCAAAAGUUCUAGCAUAAUUGUUUCAGAAGAGAACUUUGGCGCUAAGAUUUGUCACUUCGGUACGUCGGAGCUCUGCGGCGAGUCCGUUGGUGAGUCUUCUGAAACGGUCUCCGGCAGGAAUUUGAAGAAGUCCGGUAGCCGUGGGGUGAGGUUUGAGGGGACGAGGGGGUACAUGGCGCCGGAAUUUCUUAUAACCGGCGCGGCAACGCAGAUGACGGACGUGUACGCUUUCGGCGUGGUGGUUCUGGAGCUUCUGAGCGGGGAAGAAGCGGUGAGAUUUGAAUUGGAAGGUAAUGACGGCGGGUACAGGAGGGUGAGUGUGGUGGAUACGGCGAUGGAGGCCUGGAAGGAGCACGGCGGAGUGAGAAAAUGGGUUGAUCGGAGGCUGAGGGAUUCGUUUCCGAUGGAUGUGGCAGAGAAAAUGAUUCGGGUCGGAUUGGAUUGUGUCGGGGAGGAUCCGAAAGAAAGACCGGAUAUGGGUCGGGUAUCCAUGGAAGUAUCCAAGUUGUAUUUGGAGUCGAAGGAGUGGGAGGAAAAAUUAGGAACUAACUUUGAUUUUUCGGUUUCAUUAGCCCCACGGUGACGCACGUGUUUUACUUUGUUUAUUCUGCUCUUUUGUUAGGUAAUCUAUUCUCCUUUUAGUUUUUAGUCUCCACUUAAAAUGUUAAGAUUUUUAAAAGUGAGAGAUUGAUCAAUGGUA